GCCGACUAGUGUAUGGUCCAGGAGUUCGAGUAGAUGAAAACGCUUAUGAGCAAAGAGCUUGAGACAUAAUAUAUAGAAUGGGAAGUAACAACAGGAGAGGAAACAUGAGUUGUCUGUUCAUGUUCAAGUCGAAGAAACCUAAAUCCAGAAGAAAUCUCCAGAAAGAAAACAACAAAAACAUUAGAGGAAGAGAUCUAUUACAAAACUCAGCUCCAGAAUUAACGACCACGACAAGGAGGAACCAGACGACGUCGCUUUCGUUUAAUCUCCCAACACCAAGAUCUCUUCCAUCUCCAACGAGUAUAAGAGACUUAUACACUGAGAUAGAACAAAAUCAGAAUCUUAGGGUUUUCUCUUACAAGGAACUCAGUGACGCCACGUGUGGGUUUGACAGAAUACUUAAGAUCGGAGAAGGUGGUUUUGGUAGUGUUUACAAAGCCACCAUUGAUAAUCCCACCGGAGGAGAUUCUCAUUCUCCUCCACUUACCGUCGCCGUUAAGAAACUCAAUCGACAAAGUCAACAGGGGCACAAGCAAUGGCUAGCAGAAGUUCAGUUAUUGGGCGUAGUGAAUCACCCCAACGUAGUGAGGCUCUUAGGAUAUUGCGCAGAGGACACAGAGAGGCUAUUGGUUUACGAGUUGAUGUCAAACCUCAGCUUAGAGGAUCAUCUCUUCACAUCAAGAACCGCAACGUUGUCGUGGAAACAAAGACUUGAGAUCAUGCUCGGUGCAGCUCAAGGAUUGGCUUAUUUGCAUGAAAUCCAGGUGAUAUACAGAGAUUUCAAAUCAUCAAACGUGCUUUUGGACGAUGACUUUAAUCCGAAAUUAUCGGACUUUGGUCUCGCUAGAGAAGGUCCUGAAGGAGACAACACUCACGUUACAACCGCAAGAGUCGGAACAAACGGGUAUGCAGCUCCGGAAUACGUAGAAACCGGCCAUCUCAGGAGACAAAGCGAUGUCUAUAGCUUUGGAGUUGUUUUGUACGAGAUCAUCACUGGUCGUCGCACAAUCGAGCGGAUGAAACCUUUGGCUGAAAAGAUUCUUCUAGAUUGGGUCAAACUAUAUCCUGUUCAUAGCAAAAGCUUUAGAAUGAUCGUUGACCCGAAGCUACGAAGCAAGUAUCCUGUUGCUAUGGUUAGGAGAGUGGCGAAACUGGCUGAUCAUUGUCUGAAGAAGAACGAUAAAGAGAGACCCACCAUGGCCUUUGUCGUUGAAGGUCUUAGGAAGAUCAUUGAGGAAUCAGAUUCCGGAGAUAUGAGAAGUAGUGUAAGAGAAUCUAGGAGCUAGAGGGGUCAUUAGAGCAUAAGAGGAGAUAUGAGAAGUACUAAUUAUGCUUUUCUCUGCCUUUUCUCUGCCACUGAGAUCGACCAAGAGAGAUCAAUGAGAAUUUUCUAAUCACUAUAUAUGAUCAUUGUCUAGCAACAAAUUAUAUAAUCACUGCUAAUCAGUAAGAUCGAUUAAGAGAGACGAAUGAGAAAAAGAUUAAGUGAGACGAAUGAGAAAAAAAUGACUUGAUUGAGUAUGUGUUGUGCACUGUUUGUGUCGAAUACAUAUCAAA
Molecule: messenger RNA, 1557 nt
Organism: Eutrema salsugineum
Lineage: Eukaryota; Viridiplantae; Streptophyta; Magnoliopsida; Brassicales; Brassicaceae
Product: probable serine/threonine-protein kinase PBL20
Exons: 5
Coding region: 78-1286 (402 amino acids)
Biological process (GO): protein phosphorylation
Molecular function (GO): ATP binding; protein kinase activity
Source: RefSeq, a predicted model, not a curated record